Molecule: messenger RNA, 1076 nt
Organism: Ictalurus punctatus (channel catfish)
Lineage: Eukaryota; Metazoa; Chordata; Actinopteri; Siluriformes; Ictaluridae
Product: C-C chemokine receptor type 4-like
Exons: 1
Coding region: 135-1076 (313 amino acids)
Biological process (GO): chemotaxis; G protein-coupled receptor signaling pathway; immune response
Cellular component (GO): membrane
Molecular function (GO): chemokine receptor activity
Source: RefSeq, a predicted model, not a curated record
CUUGCUUUUGUAUACAUUAUUACACUUUUCUCAUGCAACAUGUCAUAAUAAGACAUUUUUCCCCCCCAUAAACAGCCAAGGAUGAUUACAACAGAUCACUGCAUGACUUCUCACCCUGCAAUAAUACCAACGUAAUGGCAUUCAGCCGAGCCUUCCUCCCUUCCCUCUACAGCAUCGUAUUCAUUGUAGGGUUAAUUGGCAAUGGCCUGGUGGUUUGUGUCCUUGUCAAGUAUCACAAAGGAUUCAACAUGUCAGAUCUCUGUCUUUUCAACCUGGCUAUUUCAGACCUCCUCUUCCUGAUCUCAUUGCCUUUCUGGGCUCACUACGCUGCCAUCACUAAGUGGACCUUUGGGAUCUUCAUGUGUCAUGCAGUAACAGCGCUGUACAUGCUGGGAUUCUAUGGAAGUAUCUUCUUUAUGAUUCUCAUGACCGUUGACCGCUACACUGUCAUUGUCCACUGCUACACCUCCAUGUUAUCCAAGCACCGGUCUGUCAGAGCUAGCAUAGCCCUGGCUUUGUUUGUGUGGGCACUUAGCUUGGGAGCUUCUCUGCCAACCAUCAUUUUCUCUCAAGUCAAGAAUGAAUCGGAUGAAUGGAAAUGCAGGGUGGAAUAUCCACAAGGGACAGCAUGGGACUCCUUCACUUACAUUGAGCUGAACAUCCUCGGCUUGAUCAUUCCUCUCUCGGUGAUGGUGUUCUGCUACUCGCGUAUCAUCCCCAUCUUAAUGACGAUGAAAUCUCAGAAGAAACACAAAGCUGUCAGGCUCAUGCUGGUCUUGGUUACUGUUUUCUUCCUCUUCUGGACGCCCUACAACAUCGUCAUCUUCCUGAAGUUCCUGCAUCACUUGGGCUACAUGAGCACCUGUCAGUGGCAUCAGGACCUGAGCAUGGCUAUGCAGUGGGUGGAAACCAUAGCGUUCAGUCACUGCUGCCUCAACCCCAUAAUCUACGCCUUUGUGGGGCAGAAAUUCAGGAAUUUAUUUCUAAAAAUCCUGAAAGAGUGGUUUCCUCUUUGCUUUGGGCAUUGCAUAAUAAUUAAUAAUGAUUUCAGAAUUAUUUCAAAAGUCAGAAUUUAA